AUGAUGUUUGGGGGUGUUGUACCCUUUAUCCCACAGUAUGCUGAUAUCAAACGGUCAUCAAAUGUUGAGGGUUUCUCUACAUUUGUCUGCUUAACACUGCUGGUAGCCAACAUCCUACGAAUAAUGUUCUGGUUUGGCAAAUUCUAUGAAUUCCCACUGCUGUUUCAAAGUAUUAUAAUGAUAUUUACCAUGAUUGUUAUGAUGCAUUUGUGUGUGACAGUCAAAAAUAAGACUGAAAUUAUUGCUUCCAAAUCCAGAACAUUCACAGAUGGGAAAAAAUGCCUCAAAACAGAAGACUGUUACUCCUCGCAUGCAACCUCUUGUUGCCAUGCAACCACAGUGCCCGGACGAACUUUUCUUGAUUUCGACACACGUUACUUCUGGAAGUGGACGGACUUUGCCAGCUAUCUUCAAUUUUUACUUUUCUUUGUGGCCUUUCUAACCUUAAUGAACUUCAUGUUUCUUGAAAGUACGUUUUAUGUGGAGACUGUCGGUUUUUUGGCCGUCUUUGCAGAGGCUUGCUUAGGAAUUCCUCAGUUUUAUAAAAAUUUCCAAAAUAAGUCAACAAUUGGAAUGAGUAAAAAGAUGGUCGGGUUUUGGACAAUGGGUGACAUCUUCAAAACUGUCUACUUCAUCCUACGAGCAGCUCCAGCCCAAUUUUGGAUCUGUGGUGUCUUGCAAAUCUCGGUUGACUUAUCAAUAUUCGCACAGACUUAUGCAAAUGGCUUGGCCAAGAACUUUCAGAAACCCUCUUUCUUUCUUUUUUCUCUUUCUUUUUUGUUUCUUUCUUUCUUUUUUCUCUUUCUUUUUUGUUUGUUUCUUUCUUUUUUUAUUCCCUUUUUUCUUUUUUCUUUUUUCUCUCUUUCUCUUUUCUUUUCUUUCUACCCAGAACAUAAUGUUGGGGGCAAGAACUCUUUCUAG
Molecule: messenger RNA, 921 nt
Organism: Acanthosepion pharaonis
Lineage: Eukaryota; Metazoa; Mollusca; Cephalopoda; Sepiida; Sepiidae
Source: the annotation of a GenBank genome assembly